AGAUUUUUAAUAUCAAAUGAUGAAAAAUAUUUUACAUUUUUACUUUCAUGUUUUAGUCAAACACCAUAAAAUUUGGUUUUGGAAUAUUAAAAGACCUAAAAACUUCUGUCUCUCAACAAAACCCCUACUGAUUCGCCACACUCGCCAAGAAGAAAACCACCUCCCUCCCUCUCUCUCCGUCGCUCGCUACUGACCAGAAGCUAACCUUCCCGUCCGUCCGUCCGUCCAUCCGUCCAUCCAGCCAUGGCCGACGAGACCUCCGACGCCCGGAACGCGGCGAGGCUCCGCAUCCUCGAGCUCGCCAACAUGAUCAGCGUCCCCAUGUCCCUCAACGCCGUGGUCCGCCUCGGCGUCCCCGACGCCCUCUGGCAGGGCGGCUCCAACGCCCCCCUCUCCGCCUCCGAGAUCCUCGCCCGCUCCCCCGCCGCCCACGCCGGCGACGCCGAGAACCUCCAGAGGCUCCUCCGCAUGCUCGCCAGCCACGGCGUCUUCGAGGAGCACGUCGCCCCCGCCGCCUCCUCCGCCUCCUCCGAGCGGAGGUACUCGCUCACCGAGGUCGGGAAGACCCUCGUCACCGACGCCGAGGGCCUGUCGUACGCCCCCUACGUGCUCCAGCACCACCAGGACGCGCUGAUGAGGGCGUGGCCGCUGGUGCACGAGGCGGUGCUCGACCCCGCCACGGAGCCCUUCGUGAAGGCCAACGGCGACACCGCGUACGCCCACUACGGGAAGAACCCGGAGAUGAACGAGCUGAUGCAGCGGGCCAUGUCGGGGGUGUCCGUGCCGUUCAUGAAGGCGAUACUGGACGGCUACGACGGGUUCUCUGGGGUGGGGAGGCUGGUCGACGUGGGCGGGAGCGCGGGGGACUGCCUCCGGAUGAUCAUGGGGAAGCACACGCACGUCCGGGAAGGGAUCAACUUCGACUUGCCCGAGGUCGUGGCCAAAGCGCCUCCCAUUCCUGGGGUGACCCAUGUUGGUGGCGACAUGUUCAAGUCCAUCCCUGCUGGUGAUGCCAUUUUCAUGAGGUGGAUACUGACGACAUGGACGGACGACGAGUGCAAGCAGAUACUGGAAAACUGCUUCAAGGCACUCCCUGCGGGAGGGAAGCUGAUUGCCUGCGAGCCGGUGCUACCGCAGCACUCAGAUGAUAGCCACAGGACUCGAGCACUUCUUGAGGGCGACAUCUUCGUGAUGACCAUCUACAGGGCCAAGGGCAAGCAUAGGACUGAGCAGGAAUUCCAGCAGCUCGGGCUCUCUACCGGCUUCCCUCGUUUCCAAGCAUUUUACAUCGAUCACUUCUAUGCUGUGCUAGAGUUCCAGAAGUGAAAUGGUGUCUUGGAAGAGGGACGAAUGAUAAGAUGUGGAGCUACUACCAUCAAUUUAAUUUUCGGAUCGAGGCUCUUUUAAGCCCGCAGUUGGUAAUUAUCAUCUUUCUUUCCAUAAAAUAUUCAGCUCCUUGCACCUACGUGUAAGUGAGUAUACACGUCCCCCAGUUAGGACAGGCAUCAAAUGAAUUGGACGAAAGCUACAAUGGCAUUGAUCAUAGAGAUUAUGCCUCCUGAAUAAAGUUGCAGGGGCUCCUUUGCUGUAUAAGCUGCUUCCAUCUUUCUUUUCAUUCCGGUAAUGCAACAUGGGAAGCGUUCUAA
Eucalyptus grandis is the source of this 1646-nucleotide messenger RNA. Its product is annotated as nicotinate N-methyltransferase 1. Gene Ontology annotation, molecular function: protein dimerization activity; O-methyltransferase activity; S-adenosylmethionine-dependent methyltransferase activity. Gene Ontology annotation, biological process: methylation. The coding region runs from base 244 to 1326 and encodes 360 amino acids. The transcript has 4 exons. The record is from RefSeq and is a predicted model, not a curated record. NCBI's taxonomy places the organism in Eukaryota, Viridiplantae, Streptophyta, Magnoliopsida, Myrtales, Myrtaceae.